AUGAAUGUAUCAGUAUCAAUACCUAAGUCAUUCUCAGAACAAUCUUUAGAUUGCUCAACUCCUAAAUUUAAACUGGAAUCAAGAAACGUUGGGUAUACACGAGAAGUAGAUACCAAGCAGUUGGCAAUUCCGUCAUUUAGUUAUAAUAAACAGCAAUAUGCGUUAAUUAAGCAUUUAUCAAGACUAUGGAAUUUACCAUCAUCUUAUCAGACAAUUUCAUUACUAUCCAAGAAUGGAAUAAAUACAAAUGAGAUAAGGAAGACAAAUAAGGAACUAAAUGAAAAAUUAUUUGACUUAAAUGUCAUAAAACAAUCCGAUUUACCAACGAAAUUGUUCUACUUAUCUUUAAAUGUACUUUCAUCAAUAUUAGAGAAUAAUGAAUGUAUAUACUUAAUCAACGUUACCGCAGAAUCAAAUGCAAAAAGCUCGGAUAAAAAUGGAGAGGAAAAAGAAGAUAUUGAUGUUGAGAAAACUAAAAAGUCUGAAGAAGAUGACGAAAAUGAAUCACCAAUUGAGGACGAGGAAGAAGACGAAGUUGAUGAUAAUGAGAACGAUGAUGAAGAAGAAGAAGAAGAUGAUGAUGAUGACUCGGAGGAUGAUGAAGGAGAUACAUUUGAAGUGGAAAUGAAGAAAACUGAGAAGAAACAAAAAUUACAUCGCCAUAUCCAUAAACACAAAUUCGACAUGAAAUUUUUAGGUGAUGAUAAAGUUACCAUAAGUCAAGUAUUUCCUCAAUAUGGAUUAGUGGAAUCAACAAUACAACUAACUCAUGGGCUGUUCGGCUCUUUAAAUCCAUCAACAAAAUUAAAUUUUUAUAAACAAAUUCCAAAUCACGUUGGAUUCAAAUUCUUACCAAACACAAAGCUUAAUUUCGAUGAAAGAGAGUUACUUUUGAAUACAAAUAGUAUUUCCAAUAUUCAAAUGCGUGAUGAAAUGGCUGGUGGAGAUAAGAAACGUAAUUUUAGGAGACCACUUGGAAAGUCAAAGAAAAAUAAUAUUCAUCUUGAUCCAAAUACUUUAGAUUUAAGUGAAUCAGUCAUACCAGGACAAGGGUAUAUUCCUGAGUUUAACAUUAAUCAUUUGUGUAAAGUCCCAAAUUAUUAUGUUACUUCAAACAAUCAGUCUACACAACAAUCUUUCAAUACGAAAAAACUAAACACAACUUCAAAUUCGUCAUUCCUAUUCAAUGAUGGUAUUAAAAUGUCAAAAAAUAUUCAACAACUUAUUUUCAGUAAUGAUAGUGAUAAUUAUCAUCAUUCUAAGUACUACUAUACAAAAGGGUAUAGAGGACCAGGAUCUGGAAAUUAUAAAGAUGGUGCAUUAAUGAAUAAGAUUAAUAAAAUACAUACAACACAAGAUAAAAGAAGAUUUCAUAAAAGAAAAAUACUGAGUAAAGACAGAUAUAAUAAAUCUUUGAAAGGUUUGUUACAUGAUAAAUUCAAUGCCAAUUUUGUGGAGUCAUUGUUGGCUGAACAACGUAAAUACACAGAAGAUUACUCAAAUCUUGAGAUGUUACACAAUAAUUUGCAAUACAAUUUAUUAUUAAAUUCAUAUAGAAGCAUUUCGCAAGAUACCUGGAAUUGUUAUUUCAAAUUCAAAUCAUUUGAUUUCGAGCAAUAUAAUGCUUUACAAAUGGAAAAAAAUGAGAUUGAGGCAAAAAAUCUUGCAUCGGAAGAACAUAGAAAGUGGACCGAAGAUGAAAAACUUAGAGAAGAAAGAUUGAGAAUGGUCUUUGAUGAUGAAAGAUUGGCAUUUGAGAAAUUACAACAAAAAUUUAUGGAAAAACAGAAACAACUAGAAGAAAAGAAACGACGUGAACAACUAGAGCUUUCGUUUGAUGACUCAUAUGAUAAAGAAGAUGAAGAUAUGGAUAAGAAUGAAGAUUUUGAUAAUCUUAGAUUAGGUUUUGAAAAAGAAAGAAGUGACUUAGAGAAAGAAUUUAAUGAUAAAAAGAAAUCCUUUUUAAAUUCAUCAAAACUUCCACAGCCAGUAGAGACUCCUCAAUUAAAUAUUGUAUCAAGAUUUACCUCACCAGCUGCUUAUCCAGAUAUUGCAAGACAUUUACCACUUGAAUUAAGAUCUACAGUUGAUUUGAAUAAAGACGAAGUUCCUUCUAUUAAACAUCCCAUACAAUACGUUGCCACUUAUCCAAUUACUGGUAAUGAAGAGUACUUGACCAAAUUUGAGAUUGUUAAAAUUCCAAACGCUAAUUCAUUUGGAUGGGACAAUAUUAAAAAAUACAAGAGGACUUAA
Messenger RNA from Lodderomyces jiufengensis, 2253 nucleotides. RefSeq lists its product as uncharacterized. Lineage: Eukaryota; Fungi; Ascomycota; Pichiomycetes; Serinales; Debaryomycetaceae. The transcript has a single exon. Bases 1 to 2253 code for a protein of 750 amino acids. The record is from RefSeq and is a predicted model, not a curated record.